AAGAGCAAUUUUUCGUUUUUUUGGAUAAAACUACACAAGAAAGAACAGGUAGUUUUAUAUAAACAGAUAAAAUAGAAGAUGAUGGGAGAUGGGAGUAUGAAUCUUCCUCCUGGUUUCCAGUUUUGCCCUACAGAUGAAGAACUCAUCACUCACUUUCUCUACAGGAAAGCUUCUCGUUUACCUUGUCAUCCCAACAUUCCCCAUCUCCAUUUCUACCGUUCUGAUCCUUCCCACCUCCAAGGGAAAGCAGUGGUGAGCGGGAACAGAUAUUACUUCUUUACCCAAGUGGGAUCUAAGGAAAUUAACGGAGGGAAGACAGAGAAUGGAUAUUGGAAGGCAGUUGAUGAAGAAGAAGAAGAAGAAGAAGAAGGAGAAGCCAUUUUCAGUCGUGGUAAUAAGCUCCUAAUUGGGACCAAAAAGCAUCUUGUCUUCUUUCUUGGUCAACCUCCUUCUGCUAUUCAAACCAACUGGUUCAUGGAACAAUAUCACCUCCCUACCUCUAAUAUUACUUCUUCAGAGAGGAAAAAAUGGGUUUAUGUAGAGUUCAUGAUGGUGGGUGAAGGGAAUUCUCAGGGUUUUUCUCACAGUAGCAGUGGUGAUAAUGAUGAGGAUGGAAUCGAGCUUUCAUGUUUGGAUGAAAUGUUCUUCUCCUUACAUGAUGAUCUUGAAGAUGUAACUUCUCCAAAUUAA
This is a messenger RNA of Carica papaya (papaya), 690 nucleotides long. RefSeq names its product NAC domain-containing protein 104. Gene Ontology annotation, biological process: system development; regulation of DNA-templated transcription. Gene Ontology annotation, molecular function: DNA binding. Lineage: Eukaryota; Viridiplantae; Streptophyta; Magnoliopsida; Brassicales; Caricaceae. The record is from RefSeq and is a predicted model, not a curated record.